Messenger RNA from Sphenostylis stenocarpa, 228 nucleotides. Lineage: Eukaryota; Viridiplantae; Streptophyta; Magnoliopsida; Fabales; Fabaceae. The record is from the annotation of a GenBank genome assembly.
AUGAUGGGAAUCCAAGCAACUUACAUUGAUGACAGUCGGCUUUGCUGCAGUAGUAUCAGACAAGGUGAAAUCUCAUUUCUUAUGAUUUGCAGUGGUUGUUUUCUUACAUUUAACUGGGGGAAAGGGUGGAGAAGGGGUGUGUUUCCUUUUCAGACAAGGUAUGCUCCUUGGCUUGAUUGGACGAUGACAAGCGCAUUCCUUAUGUGGGAACUCAUACAAUUUGUCUGA